Messenger RNA from Chilo suppressalis (striped riceborer), 5157 nucleotides. The record is from the annotation of a GenBank genome assembly. Lineage: Eukaryota; Metazoa; Arthropoda; Insecta; Lepidoptera; Crambidae.
AUGACGAGGAUGGAGCGAUGGCACGUUGCGCUGGUGGCGCUUGCAGCACUCGCCGGGGCACGAUUAUCUGCCACCGCCGAGCAAAUGCAGUCCCGCGCCGUCGAUACCGGCGUUGAUUUUAGCGUGCCUGAAGAUCAACCCGUAGGAACUAUCGUGGGAAUGAUACCCAUUAAGCCUGGAUUCACUUACCGUUUCAAUGAACCACCAAAAGAGUUCAUUUUAGAUCCCCUCUCUGGCGAAAUUAAGACAAACGUCGUCCUUGAUAGGGAGACUGUGGAUCGCUAUGCUUUUGUUGUGUUAUCGAGUCAACCGACCUAUCCAAUUGAAGUGAGACUGAGAGUUAUAGACGUGAACGAUAACUAUCCUGAAUUCCCUGAACCUAGUAUCGCCGUAGCUUUUUCGGAAAGCGCAGCAGCCGGAACGAAACUGUUACUUGAUGCGGCUACUGAUAAGGAUUUGGGGGAAAAUGGAAUUACAAAUGACUAUAGAAUAAUCGACGGCGACAACGAAGGAAAAUUCCGUUUGAAUGUUACUGUGAAUCCGAGUGGGCAAACGUCUUAUUUACAUUUAGAAACGACGGGAAAAUUAGAUCGCGAGACAACAGAUUUUUAUAUUUUGAAUAUAUCGGCACGUGAUGGGGGAAGUCCGCCAAAAUACGGAUAUUUACAAGUUAAUGUGUCAAUUUUGGAUGUAAAUGACAACCCUCCUAUAUUUGAUCAGAGUGAUUUUUCAGUAUCUUUAAAUGAAAGUGUACCUCCAGGGACGACAGUUUUAAAAGUAACAGCUACGGAUAGCGAUUUGGGUGACAAUAGUAAAAUUACAUACGAAGUGACUGAUACAGAAAAACAGUUUGCAGUGGAUCCAGAAUCUGGGGUUAUAACAACUACUAAAAAACUAAACUGUCCAAAAUAUUGCACUAACACAACUUGUAAUAUGACUUGCGUACUUACGAUAAUUGCUAAGGAUCACGGUGUGCCACGACAAGAUGCAAGAACAUACGUUACAGUAAAUCUUAUUGACGCAAAUGAUCAUGAUCCUGUGAUUACUUUUACAUAUGUCCCUCCAACGGCUAACUUUGCUACAGUUGAUGAAAAUGCAAAAAAUGGUUCUUUGGUGGCAGCUAUAACGGUUACAGAUUUAGACGCAGGUUUAAAUGGUAUUACCAGUAUAAGCAUAGUAGCAGGUAAUGAGCUCAACCAUUUUCGACUAGAAAAUUCUUCAAGUGUUUAUAUUGUUCACGUAAAUGGUGUUUUGGAUAGAGAAGAAAUAAGUAAGUACAAUUUAACUGUAGUUGCCAAGGAUGAAGGUACACCAUCAAGAACAUCUACCUCAUAUUUAGUAAUACAUGUUAAUGAUGUCAAUGACCAUGAGCCCGUGUUCGAAAAGUCUGAAUAUUCCACCAUUCUAAGCGAACUUGUCCCAUCAGGAACUUAUGUUGCUAGUAUUACUGCUACAGACGAAGAUAGCGGAGUAAAUGCUGAAAUUUAUUAUGAUUUUUAUGAUGGAAAUCAGCAACAGUGGUUUAUGAUUGACCACUUAACUGGAUUAGUUACUACGCAAUCCACACUGGAUCGUGAAAUUCAAGGAACAGUUGAACUUAAUGUUUCGGCUAGAGAUGGCGGUCCCAACCCAAAAUGGGCAUACACUAGGCUAAAAGUUACUAUAUUAGAUGAAAAUGAUAAAGCACCCACAUUUCCACAGUCACAAAUUAACGCAACUGUUUAUGAAAAUAUUAAACCCAUAAAAGAGAUCAUGAUAUUGACUGCUUCUGAUAACGACCAAGGUACAAAUGGAUCAGUUUCUUAUUAUUUAACACCAAACAUAGAAAGAAAAUAUCCAAAUACGUUCAUUUUAGAUCCUAUCACUGGGCAGUUAAGUGCUAUUGUCGAGUUAGACAGAGAAAAAAUUCCUAUGUAUGAAAUACAGGUCCUUGCCAAAGACCAAGGCUUUCCGCCUCAAUCAUCAACUGCUACAAUAUUUCUUAAAGUAUUGGAUGUUAAUGACAACUUCCCUAUUUUUUAUCCACAACGUUACAUAGAAACUAUUAAUGACGAGGUCCCUAUUGGUACAAAUAUUUUGCAUAUAAAAGCAUUCGAUUUAGACGAAGGAGAUAAUGCAAAAAUAAUGUACAAACUAGAAAGUGGUGGUAACGAAUACUUUGACGUAGACCCGAUGACAGGGUAUAUUACACUGCAAAAAGAUUUCCGAAAAUCUCCAUAUAAUUCAUACACUUUAAAUAUAUCAUGUAAAGAUAAAGGCAAUAAAAGAGCUCGUGAGAAUGCAAUUGUAGAAAUUGUGAAAUCUUCUCAUCAAAAAAGCAUCAAAUUUGAUGGAUACAAUGGUUAUCGCUUCAAAAUUGUAGAAGAUGAAGGGACAUCUAAGCCAGAUCUUGGGCGCUUUGUAGGAAAAGUUAAUGCGAAAAUUUCAAGUGAUACGUUAUCAUAUUUUAUUAUCGAAGGUGACCCUAAACGAAUUUUUAUAAUUGAUGAACGAAGUGGUAUUAUAACUACAAAUUCAAAUGUAGAUAGAGAAGAUAAAAUGACUUACAGUUUAAAAGUAAUGGCUAAGAGUGGGGUCUCCUUUGGUUUCACAACCGUUAACAUAUCAGUGCUGGAUGUAAAUGAUAAUUACCCAUCAUUCAUUGAAGACAAAGAUGAAGUUCAUAUUCCGGAAAACAUGGCAGUUGGACAAGAAGUUUACUUUGCAAGAGCUAUAGAUCGUGACUCUGGAUCUAACCGCACAAUAUUUUAUAGCUUGAGCAACAGUGAUAACAGUUUCAGAAUAUCAGAAACCACAGGAGUAAUUUAUUUGAAUAAACCUAUCUCCGGUGAACCCGGUUUUGUUAUGAAUAUAGAGGUUACCGCUGCUGACAACGGAAAUCCUUCACUUGCUACGAAACAUACAGUAUCCGCUAUAAUCUAUGAUGUUAAUGAUCAUACGCCUGUUUUUGAUCACACCUCAUAUGAGACCUCUUUGUUAGAAUCAACGCUAGUCAACAGCAGAUUUUUUGCAGUAUCUGCUUCAGAUGCUGAUUUAGGAUUAAAUGGCCAAGUUUCAUAUUCAAUAAUUGAAGGCAAUACCGAUGGAAAGUUUGGCAUUUUCCCUGAUGGGUUUCUGUAUGUAAAAAGUACUCUAGAUCGAGAAGAAAAAGAUUAUUAUUCUUUAACACUGAUGGUGUCUGACCAUGGUACACCUCCUAGGUCAUCUCAAGUUCCUCUAGUCAUACAUGUCUUAGAUGAAAACGACAAUAGUCCACAAUUUACAAACACAACUUUUGUCUUCAAAAUAAAGGAAAAUGAACCACCCGAUACAUUCGUUGGUAAAUUAACAGCAACUGAUAAAGAUAUAGGACGUAAUGCAGAACUAACUUUCAGUUUACCUGUAGCACAAAGCGACUUCCGGAUUGAUUCCAGGAAUGGAUUUAUAAAAACUCUGAAAUCGUUUGAUCGUGAAAGCAUAGCUCACAGUACAGGUCAAAAUUUUAUUACGUUGACAGUUACAGUGAGUGACAACGGCAAACCAAAACUAUCCGACUCAGUCAGAGUUACGAUUUAUAUAACUGAUGUCAAUGAUAACGCUCCGAUAUUUAUGAGAACACCAUACAAAGUCGAAGUCUCAGAAGGAGCUGCAGUGGGUGCCUCAAUUAUGCGUGUAUAUUCAACGGAUGCAGAUGAAGGUCUCAAUGGUGACAUUUACUAUAAACUGACUGGUGGCGAUGAUAUGGGUCAGUUUUCAUUAGACGAAGCAACAGGACAGCUUUUUAUAAGUAAACCUUUAGAUCGUGAGACUAUCGACAGAUAUCAACUUACAGUUUUGGCUCAUGAUUAUGGUCAAUUAGUUCAACUGUCCGUUUCUACUACCAUAACAAUUGAUGUUCUGGACGAAAACGACAACGCACCUGUUUUUUCUCAGUCAAAUAUGAAAGUGUCAGUCUUAGAAACUGAACCAAUAAAUAAGAAAAUUUGUCAGUUUCAUGCUACCGAUGCUGACUUAGGAGUUAACAGUGAGUUGCAAUUUUCUAUUACGUCUGGAAAUAGAAAGGAUGCAUUUUUUAUUGACAGUUAUUCAGGUGAGCUUUUCUUACACAAACAACUGGAUUAUGAAGAUUUAACCUCAUACGUCUUAGUUAUUACGGCGACAGAUAAUGGCAACCCAAACUUGUAUUCAAGUAUUUCAUUUACGGUGAACGUUAUAGAUGCCAAUGAUAAUGCACCAGUAUUUACUAAUACUGCAAUUGUACGUCAAAUUAGAGAAGGAAUUCCGAAACAUACACCUAUAGUUACGGUAACUGCAGAAGACCCAGAUUCUGGUUUGAAUGGGAAAGUUUAUUAUUCUAUCACAAGACAAGAUCCAAUAGACAGGAAACGCCAUUUCGCUAUAAAUAAUGUCACUGGGGUAAUACACACAUUAUUAUCAAUUGACAGAGAAAGCAUUGAUACAUUUCGAAUUACUGUAGUUGCUUAUGAUCGCGCCGAGCCACCUUCAACGAGAUUAUCAGCAGAGAAGUUAGUGACUGUUAUUGUUGAAGAUAUUAACGAUAACGCACCCGUUUUUGUAUCCAUGAACGCUGCAGUCAUAAAUAUGGACCGAAUGGGUAGAAGUGUUGGACGAGGUAUAUUUAUAAUGAAUGUUUUGGCACGAGAUUUAGAUUCUGGAACGAAUGGUCUGGUUACUUAUAAACUCAUACAUGGAGGAAGCGAUCUUUUUGAUUUACAUAGGAGUAACGGUGCUCUAGUUUUACGGUAUCCUCCGUCAGUGCCUGAAGCUAGGUGGAGUUUAGUUAUUAAAGCUACGGAUGAGGCAGUGUUAAGUGAACAGAAAAGUACUGAAACAUACCUUAGUGUUAUUUUGGGUGGAACAGAGUUAGAAGGUGUUACCUGGACAAACGUGAAAUCAGUUUCUGUGGCUGAAAACGAGCCGGCAGGAACUGCUGUGCUAAAUUUAACAAAUAAUUAUAAAUCUGUAUUAGAGUAUUACAUAGUGAAUGUGACUGGCGAAGGUAAACAAGUGGACCGUUUGUUCGAUAUAGAUUCGUCGUUAGGAAUUUUAUCUACGGCUGUUUCUUUGGAUCGUGAGUCUGGUGCAGACAGAUAUGAAGUGGAAAUUUGCGCAGUGUCAUCCGGGACGCCGCUCAAGAGUACAAAAACUAAGGUAUGA